GUACUUGUAAGGCAUGACCCCUGUCGCUACUCCCCUGGAGCGUCAACUGCUUUGUUGUGGGUGAAGCAGCCAACCUCGGCCACCAAAGGAUACAACCGGCAUUCGUACUUCGCCCUCGCUUCAACUCGAAAUCCAGUCAUGCGCAGGGCCAAGGCCCGUACAUACAGCGGCGGCACCACCACCACCACCACUCCGAUCAAGAACCCUCUCAUCAAAGUAGCAACAAAUCGAUAAACGGUCAAUUGGGCGUCGGGGAGGUUGGACAACUGGAACAAGCCGACAUGGCCCCGGACGACCGCCAUGACUCGGCGCCCGACUUGCGCAUCCUGGGCGACCGCAUCACCCUCCAGCCCAGCGGUUAUGUCGAGCCGGCCCUCCCUGAGGAUGGGAAGGAGGAGGCUCUCAUGAAGAACAUGGCCCGCUUCCGCUCCGAACCGUUACGGUAACUAAAGCCGUCAUCAC
Messenger RNA from Thermothelomyces thermophilus ATCC 42464, 462 nucleotides. RefSeq lists its product as uncharacterized. Bases 282 to 446 code for a protein of 54 amino acids. NCBI's taxonomy places the organism in Eukaryota, Fungi, Ascomycota, Sordariomycetes, Sordariales, Chaetomiaceae. The transcript has a single exon. The record is from RefSeq and is a predicted model, not a curated record.